Messenger RNA from Aspergillus fischeri NRRL 181, 987 nucleotides. Its product is annotated as cytochrome P450. Gene Ontology annotation, molecular function: oxidoreductase activity, acting on paired donors, with incorporation or reduction of molecular oxygen; heme binding; monooxygenase activity. The transcript has 5 exons. The record is from RefSeq and is a predicted model, not a curated record. Bases 1 to 987 code for a protein of 328 amino acids. NCBI's taxonomy places the organism in Eukaryota, Fungi, Ascomycota, Eurotiomycetes, Eurotiales, Aspergillaceae.
AUGCUGAGUCCAUUGUUUUCCCGUACUGGCGUUUUUCGGCUUGAGCCUAUCAUUCACAGUAAAGUGAAGGAGUUGUUGCACCGGAUCGAUCAGAUGACAGGGAAGAAGGUGGUUAACCUUUAUGACGCUUUCAGGCAUGUCACUGCCGACAUCAUAAUGGAGUUUGGAUUUGGCAGGUCGCCAAGCAUACCAGACCAGAAAGGAUUAGGAGCCAAGUCUUGGUUGAUACAUGCCCUGGAAGGGUUUGGGCGGAAUAUUUGGACUAUGCAAGAGCGGCCGAUCAUCAACAGGAUAUCCGGGAUGAUACCCCUGUGCAUUAUGCAAUACUUUGAUAAUGGGUUCGGCCCCAUGGCCCGGCUGAUGAAGUACGGCGAAACCUGUCUCCAAGAGUAUGAAAAAGGCGAAUACGCAAAAUCUCACCCUAUUGUUUUCGAUAGUCUUCCAACUCUAUCAUAUAAACUAAAGGUCAUGGAAGCGGUAGAACUCCUCAUUGCUGGGUCGGGGACAACAGCGUCUACGCUAACGUCAGCCAUGAUUCAUAUCCUCAAAAAUAAGGACAUUCAUGCCCGCUUGGUGAGCGCGUUGCAAAAAGUCCAACCCAACGAGGAGGGGAACCUAGCGCUUUCUGACUUGGAAAGGGUCGACUACCUGGUUGCGUGCGCCAAAGAGUCGCUGAGGUUCGGACUUGCGGUUCCAGGGCGUCUACCGAGAGUGGUUCCAGACGGUCUUGAGCAGCCUUUCGUUGUUGAUGGAAAGGUGGUUCCGCCCGGGACUAUUGUCUCCAUCUCCGCGUAUACAAUGCAUUACAGUGAAGAACUCUGGGGUGCGGAUGCACGAACUUUCAACCCAGAUCGCUGGUUAGACUCACGCUCAAAGAAUCUAGAACAGUAUCUAUGUACAUUCUCAAAGGGCGCAAGAAUGUGCCUCGGCCAUAAGUAUGUUUAUUCCCCCAGCAGAGGCAUUGGCUUUCUACGCCGUUCGUUUUGA